Molecule: messenger RNA, 516 nt
Organism: Saprolegnia parasitica CBS 223.65
Lineage: Eukaryota; Oomycota; Saprolegniomycetes; Saprolegniales; Saprolegniaceae
Exons: 3
Coding region: 1-516 (171 amino acids)
Biological process (GO): cilium assembly
Cellular component (GO): microtubule cytoskeleton; cytoplasm
Molecular function (GO): GTP binding; GTPase activity
Source: RefSeq, a predicted model, not a curated record
AUGGGCCUCCUCACGCUCCUCCGCAAGCUGAAGAAGGACGACAGCGAAGCGCGCAUCCUCGUGCUCGGUCUCGACAACGGCGGGAAGACGACGAUCCUCAAGAAGCUCUCGGAGGAAGACAUUAGCCACAUCAUGCCGACGCAGGGCUUCAACGUCAAGAGUCUGCAGGUCGACGGCUUCAAGCUCAACAUGUGGGAUAUUGGCGGCCAAAAGACCAUUCGGCCCUACUGGCGAAACUACUACGAGCAGACGGACGCUUUGAUCUAUGUCAUUGACAGCGCGGACCGCCGCCGCUUGGAAGAGACGGGCGUCGAGCUCAACAACUUGCUCGAGGAAGAGCGUCUUGCGAGCUCGCCGUUGCUGGUGUUUGCCAACAAGCAGGACUUGCUGAACGCGCUGCCAGCUUCCGAGAUCUCGACCGCGCUCAACCUGCACACGUUGCGCGACCGCAACUGGCACAUCCAAGCGUGCUCGGCCAAGUCGGGGAAGGCCUCCAGGAAGGCAUGGAGUGGAUAG